AUGGCCGCUGUCUCCAAGACAUCCCGACCUCCGAACCACGAGCCAUUGUCAAACGAGGCCAGCUCUCAAACUAUCACACACAAAGCCAACCCCAACCCUACCAGUGCUAAUCCACGAUCCACCGCUACUACCACCACCACUUCCAGCACUCCUCCUUCUGCUGCAACUACCAUUGCCACCACCACUGCAUCAUCAUCGACCGAUCCCUACCACGCUCAACAACACCACCAACAACAACAGGCCCCCUCGGUGAAGCGUCCGAAUUAUCGCUCUCAUCACCACUCGCCUUCUACCAGUUCUCUCUACAAACUUCAGCGGUCUGGUGGUAUUUUCGGCUUCGCUGCUGCCGCCUUUGACAAGACCCAAUCUGCACUCGCUGCCUUCUCCUCGGACCAGUCUGUCCGCCAGCGCGCCUCCAGUUCCGCAUUGGGCCGCGCCUCUUUGACCCCCGACUCUGUCUCCGACUACUCUGCCAAUCUGGGCUCUCAAGACAAAUACCCACGAUAUACGAGCCCCUCCAAUUACUCGUCUUCUUCCAGCAGCACCCUGAACAACAUAGAGGGCAAGUACCCAAGCCAGGUGUCGCUGGUACAGGAUAUCCCCUCUCAGCCAUAUAGCGAGACCGAUCCGACCAGGCCCCUUCCCAUUCGAUUGCCGAGUAUUGAAAGCAAAAUGCACCAAACCUCCUCGCGGCUUCUCCGCAUGACGGAUGACGACCGGCCAUUCACAAAGGACUUCAAGGAUCUCUACUCAACACUGAUUGUCAGCCUUUUGCCUUUGUCCGCACACCGAGUACGCUUAACACGUGUGGAAAACACGUUCUUGUCCGAAGAUGCGAUCAACAACUUGGGAUCCCUCAAGUUUUCCCAAUCCAACCGUAUGCCCGACCCCAAAGACCCCUCUAGGAUAGUCACGACGACCACAACGACGACCUUCUCCAUGGCCAAGGACAUGGCACGCUCCAUUUGCCAAAAGUUCCUCGAAGCGAGAUUUAUCGAGUCGGCCGACGGAAAGUACCAGCAGGUGUACAACAUGAAGGGUUCCGUGUGGCAAUUGACGCCCAAGGGCGUGACCGUGUUGGAUCGCUUCUGCUCACGCAAUGGUAUCCAACAAAAGUCGAUAUCCGACCUGGUCGGCGCGACCCUGUCGCAACUCGUCAUUCUCGAGCGGGACGGCCAGACGGACAAGCUCAUCACGGAUCGCGGCACAAUUGAGUCGAGCGUCAGCUCAGCCGAUUCAGACUCACUUAGCGACUACAAGGAUGGCUUGACUGGUGUCAAGAUGGCUAGCGAGCGUAAGGUGAACGGCAAGACGUACAAAGAUACUUUUACUGGCAAGGCCGCCACUGAUUGGUUGAUGGACUGCUGCACAACCGUAGACAGGCGGGAGACGUACGACAUCGCGUCCCUGUUCGUGGAGUACGACUUGGUGGAGCCCGUGGUACAAGACCGUGCUCAUAUGGCACAAUAUCCCAGCAACAACCUGUUCCAGCCCACAAAGCAUGCCAUUUACCAAUUGACGGCAAAGGGCAAGGAUCUGAUCAACGGUCUCGGUUCGCGGGGAAGAAGGUCAGAAAGCGAGGUCGUCGCACCCUCUCGCAACGCUAUCGCGCGAGACUCCAACACCCAACGGUUGGACAAGAUUCUCAACGACGCAGCCCUUCGCCUGCUGUUCAGAGAAAACCUGCGCGAAACACAUUGCGAGGAGAACCUUUCUUUUUACCUGGACGUCGAUGACUUUGUUCGGAGCUGCCGGCAGGCGAUUCGUGUCGCGCAGAAGAACCCCAACGCGAGCUCAAUGGACGGCAUCAAGGAGAUCAUGGCCCAGGCGUACGGGAUUUAUAACGCAUUCCUCGCCCCCGGCUCUCCCUGCGAGUUGAACAUUGAUCAUCAGCUUCGCAACAACUUGGCGACCCGAAUGACCAAGGCUGUCGGACAGGAUGUAGCCAUGAUCGACACACUGCAGGAAGUCAUGUCCUUGUUCGAGGAUGCUCAGAACGCAGUUUUUAAACUGAUGGCAAGCGACUCGGUUCCCAAAUUCCUGAGAAGCCCCAAGUAUGAGCACACCCUGAAGAACUACGAUUUCGACUCAGUCACCGGCGGCGGCCGCGGCUUGGAGCGAAGCACGAGCCGAUCGAACCGCAAAUGA
This is a messenger RNA of Colletotrichum phormii, 2148 nucleotides long. Its product is annotated as domain found in Dishevelled. The transcript has 4 exons. Gene Ontology annotation, biological process: intracellular signal transduction. The record is from RefSeq and is a predicted model, not a curated record. NCBI's taxonomy places the organism in Eukaryota, Fungi, Ascomycota, Sordariomycetes, Glomerellales, Glomerellaceae. Bases 1 to 2148 code for a protein of 715 amino acids.